Ciona intestinalis (vase tunicate) is the source of this 2193-nucleotide messenger RNA. NCBI's taxonomy places the organism in Eukaryota, Metazoa, Chordata, Ascidiacea, Phlebobranchia, Cionidae. The record is from RefSeq and is a predicted model, not a curated record.
GGGUUUCGCUGCCGCAAGCGGAACUCGGUAAUGGCUUUGCAUACGACUUCGCAUGCGAAUUCGCACGCCGGAUAAUGUGUACAGCCACCUUUAAACGCAGCCUUGCCUGCCAAUUCACCCAUGAGUAUUUUACAUGCAUGAAUUAUAUACUCAAUUGGGUUAAUAUUAACCAGUAAGCAGAUUGGUUAAUGGUCACGACCAGUAACUAUAACGCUAUGACAAGACGGGAGGCCACGUAAGUAUACUGAACAUUAUAGGUAAAAACAAACAAAAAUUUAAUGAAUGAAUGCAACUUACUUACCCUCGUGGGGCGAAAUGACUACAGUCGUUAUAUUAUGAUACGGGUGCUAUGUUUCACAUAUAGCCCGUGUCCGCUUACGAGUUUCUACAUAUGUAAACGUUUGGGUAAACUGAAUGGUAAUAGAAAACCGACAAAAGUGACCACUGGGUUAAGAACAAUUUUUGUUAAGUGUCUUGGGCAGACACGCCGACAAUGAUAGCAGUUUCGGACCCUUCACUAUUGGUGCACGGCGUCUAAGUAGACUUCGCCUUUCUUCGUCUGCUCUUCGUUUACUCUGCAAUGAGGAGUUAUUCAAAUAUCCUGAUCAUGUUCAGGAUAUCCUGAUAAUAUCCUGGACAUAAUAUCCAAAUAUCCUGAUCGUGUUUUAAACAAUUAACAACGGUCUAUGGGAGUCGCGAAAGAGGAUACGGUUUAUAAUUCUUUGAAUGUUCUUUGUUUACUACCACAAGUACGGGAUGAGAAAAUAGAAUGAAGAGGUGUCGCAUAUUUCCCCACCCGCCUACAAUGCUGGACUUCUGCAAUUCAAAUCCAUAAACGAUUAAAAUAGGCACUGACUGUCUUUUUGUUACUUUACCUGAAUUAAACCCACCCACUUCUACAAUGGCAAACCGACCAAAGGGAUACGGAUACUCUCGGGAAGUUGCUUCUAAGAUUGAUGCAAAGUACUCCGAGAAUUUUGAAUUAGAAAUCGUAGCCUGGAUCAGCUCCCUUGUUCAAAGCUCGCCGGCGGAAAAAGGAAAAGAGGCUUUCCAGGCUUGGCUUAAGGAUGGUCAGGUUCUUUGUAAACUAAUGAACGCGUUGCAAGUUGGUAGCUGUAAGCCCAACCCACCUAGCACAGGCAAAUCGCCGGCGAUAAAACAGAUGAAAGAGAUGGCAAAUCUCGGAAUGUUUCUUAACGCUGCAAAUGAAUAUGGUGUGAAACACGAGAAUCAGUUUCAAACGGUUGACUUGUACGAAGCUGAAAACCUGGCGCGAGUACAAACCGGAUUGAUUGAGUUAGCUAGAUGUGCCACAAAGAAAGGAGCCCCCGGCUUGGUACCGAAGGAAGAAACUGAAAACAAACGUGAUUCCAAAUCAGUGACGGAGGGAUUGAGCGCAGAAGGAUCAGUGAUUGGUUUACAGGCACUGACUGUCUUUUGUGACUUAGUUUUAUCUGAACUAAACCUAUCCACUUCUACAAUGGCAAACCGACCAAAGGCAUACGGAAACUCUGCGGAAGUCGCUUCUAAGAUUGAUGCAAAGUACUCACAGGAAGACGAAAUGGAAAUCGUAGCUUGGAUCAGUUCUCUUGUUCAAAGUUCGCCGGAGGGAAAAGGAAAAGAGGCAUUUCACGCUUGGCUUAAAGAUGGCCAGGUUCUCUGUAAACUGAUGAACGCGUUGCAGAGUGGGAUCUGCAAGCCCAACCCACCUUACAAGGGUAGUUUGCAGGCGAUGAAACAGAACAAAGAGAUGGAAAAUAUCAGCGUGUUUCUUAAAGCGGCAGCAAAGUAUGCUAAUAUACCAGCACAGGAUAUGUUUCAAACGGUUGAUUUGUACGAAGGUGGAAACUUAGGACAAGUUCAAAGCACGAUAUUUAAGGUUGGAGCUGAGGCUAAAAAUCGAGGACUUCACGGGAUCGGUGUAAAAAAGGCGGAGGAAAACAAACGUGUUUUUGACGAACAAAAAAUGCGCGAAGGAAGAAACAUUAUUGGAUUACAGAUGGGCACGAACCAAGGUGCAUCUCAAAGUGGUAUGUCGGCUUAUGGACUUGGACGGCAAAUGACGCAAAAGUAGAUAUAUACGAUCAGAUGGGCGACCGUGUUUUAACAUUUUGCAUGCGCUCGCAACAACGCUGGUGUUGUAACAAUAACUUGAAAGUCGCGUAUUUACCAUGAUCUACUAGUUUAACAAUA